UAUAGGCUUUGUGGAGGGUUUCCUUUAUCCUGUUUCAAAGAUGAAGGAGGCAAUGUUAUUGUUUGGCAUAAACCUUCUGCUAUAUGGCAGAUCUGCUUCUCUGCUGGUACUAGAUUACCCUGUUUCCUUAUACUACCCGGACUCCCGCCUCUCAACUGUUCUUUGGCUCCGACCUGCCUACUGCCUGUAUGAACAGUGGACCAGAGAGGACUUGGAUCCUAGCCAGGCCUCCCGGAAGACAGCUACCAUAGAGGUGGAAGUGAAACCAGAAGGAUACAACCACACUUAUAAGAUUGGUAGGAAGUUCCCUAUACCCUAUUGUGGCCCAGUGACAGAGGAGCCUUUGAUCACAAAAGACCUCGCUUAUGAGGUGGGGCCCACCUUAGUUUGCCUCCAGGAAAACUGCACAAAAGCGGUCCUUCCUGGGCGAGGGUACAGUGCCCGGUACCUUCUCUACAAUCAAAUCCAGACCCUCCUUGCUGCAACCAACUGGUCCCAGCCUUUCCACACACGAGGUCUACCUAUCAGUUUCCGUUCCAUGGAUGUUGCAUUCGGAGGCCUCUCAGGAGGGCUGGUGGCUGUCAUAGUCCUGCUAAGCAUCACUGUGUUCCUACUUUUGGGGGCUGCUUGGCUAAUUGUGGCUGGAUGGCAGCAGUGAUCUUCCCCAACUUUGUGAACCGGAAGCACUUAAUGACGGAAUCCUGACCCAGUGUAGGAUUCCAAGACCUGCCCACAUUCCAGUGUCAUCAGUGUUCUUAUUGC
This is a messenger RNA of Podarcis muralis (Common wall lizard), 762 nucleotides long. RefSeq lists its product as uncharacterized. NCBI's taxonomy places the organism in Eukaryota, Metazoa, Chordata, Lepidosauria, Squamata, Lacertidae. The record is from RefSeq and is a predicted model, not a curated record.